GUUCUGGAGCAAAUUCAAAACAGCAAGAUAUAUAUCCUGUCGAAAUAAUGUAAUGAAUGAUGUGUAAAGCUCGCGCAAUUGUUUCAUUCAUUAUUUCGAUACUUUCUUUCGACCUUUUUAUUUUCGGCACUUUUUCUUGACAUUCUUGGACAUUUUAAAUUUCAAUAUAUCGUACCAGACCCUGCUGCAAUAGCUCUAGUCUUCCACGGGUUAACUUCACAGUGGCUACUUAAUUGGCGUGUUCAGUGCUUGUAAGAUUCUACUUCUACGUUCUAAGUUCCGUCCCUCUCAUAAUUUUUAAUUAUUUUUGUGCCAUCAAAAAACGGGCAAAAUAAACAAAUAAAUGCAAAAGUUGAAAUUCACCACUCUACACUCAGUCGAUACUGAAUUUUCGGCUGAUUCUAUAGAAUGGUGCCCUCAUCCAAACUUUCAAUCUUACUUUGCGUGCGGCACCUAUCAACUAGAAGAGCACUCCAGCAACAAUAUCGCAAUGCGCAGUAGACGAAAGGGACGUAUAUACCUGUAUAAGUUCUGUACAUCUACCAAGCGCCUGAUUGAAAUGCAUCGAGUGGAAACGGCUGCUGUUCUUGACAUGAAAUGGCUUGUCGGGCAGGCAAAUGAAAAUCCGCUAUUGGGUGUUGUUGAUUCCUUCGGUCAACUUCAGCUUUAUGAAUUGGAAAAUUGUGUAUUAAAAAUGACUGGGACCUUAGAACUAAAUCCCGAUAUUGAUGAUAUAUUGGCAUUGUCCUUGGAUUGGCGACAUUCGAGAAAUUCAGUGACCAGUCAAUUUCAAAUAUUGGUCUCGGACUCCAAGGGGGGCGUAAACCUAAUCGAUUACGAGCCAGAGUGUGAACUCAAAAAGUCGGUUGUGUUUGCAGCACAUGGGUUUGAGGCAUGGACGUGUGCUUUCGAUAAAUGGGAUUCCAACUGUAUUUACAGCGGGGGUGAUGAUGUGCUCCUACUAGCUUACGAUCUGCGAUCCGGAACGUGCAUUUUCACCAACAAAUCGCACAAUGCCGGAGUAACAUGCCUGCUCAGCCAUCCAUUACGUGAGCACCUAUUGUUGACGGGCAGCUAUGACGAGCAUCUGCGUACGUUCGACACACGCUUAAUGAAACAACCUUUGGGAGAACUGAACCUGGGUGGAGGAAUAUGGCGCCUUAAAGCCGAUCCAUUUAAGUGUAAUCUUAUCUUAGCAGCUUGCAUGUACCACAAUUUCAGUGUCGUUCAGCUUGUUGAUGGACUUGUGGAUGGGCCUAAACUCAUUGGUGAAUACUAUGAGCACAAAAGUAUUUGCUACGGCGCAGAUUGGUGUCGCCAUGUGGACGAUAAUCAGGAUUUGUACACUGCAACUUGUUCAUUUUACGACCACAAGCUUUGUGUGGCUCAGAUAGACGAGGAAGAUCGCUAGUGGAAACUGGAGUUUUGAUUUAUAAAUACCUGAUUUCAAUACAAACAUCUUGGAACUCAAAAAUAUCGUUGCCAGCUUCGAAUGCUGCACUUUGAUGGUUCGAAAUCAGCUGGCGCAAAGGAAGGAAUAGCGAAAUAAUAGGCCAUAUACAUAUAUGAAUAAAAACUACGAUUAUUUCCUAAUAAAUUUUUAUUUAACUAAUGUUUCCUCACUUUAUAAAAAAUAGUCAUUUAUUUAUUUGCUUCCAGUAGAUCAAUGUACAUACCCAGAUGAUUGCCAGCAUUUCUUUUUCAUUUGCGGCAUAGUUCUCCUCGGUUUUAAUUAGGGAUCGGGAUAUAAAGGUUAUUGGUUUACCUGCUUGCUCGAGGACGGCUCCUAGAGCGUAGUUGGAUGCAUCGGUGGUAAGAUGAAACUCCUGUUUGAAGUUUGGGUAGGCUAGCACGACUUCCUUUGAUACUAAUGAAGAUUUAAUUCUAUUAAAAGCCUCUAAGGCGUUUUUAUCGAGCACAACUAGCUUUUUGCUUGAGGAAUUUUUGGACACGCGUCCAUCUUCCCCUCUCAAAAGCGACGUCAGAGGUUUCGCUAACUUGGCGUUAUCUCUGAUGAAGCGUCGAUAAUAGCCUGACAGGCCAAGAAAAGCCCUCAAGUCCUUUAGUGUUCUUGGACACGGAAAUUCUUGAAUUGCUUUUACUUUAGUGGGAUUAGUUAGAAUCAGACUAAUUAAGGAAGAGCUAAUUAAUAUAAAAUAUGCCGUUCAAUGGGCAAAGCAUAAUAUAAUAAAUUCAGUAAUGUUAAGCAAGGAAGAAAUAGAUAUGUGAAUUAGUAAAUUAAGAGAAGACGAAGUACCAUUUAAAAGUGCCGAAAAAGCACUAGAACUAUCAAAAGUAAAUGUAUUUAGCCAAGAUAUGAAAAUUUUAUACAUGGUAAAAAUACCUCUAACAUUAAAAGAAACAUUUAGAAGAAUUAUUAUACGACCUGUAAAAAG
Rhagoletis pomonella (apple maggot) is the source of this 2396-nucleotide messenger RNA. RefSeq names its product diphthine methyltransferase. The record is from RefSeq and is a predicted model, not a curated record. Gene Ontology annotation, molecular function: protein binding. Lineage: Eukaryota; Metazoa; Arthropoda; Insecta; Diptera; Tephritidae.